Molecule: messenger RNA, 480 nt
Organism: Ostreococcus lucimarinus CCE9901
Lineage: Eukaryota; Viridiplantae; Chlorophyta; Mamiellophyceae; Mamiellales; Bathycoccaceae
Product: F-ATPase family transporter: protons (vacuolar)
Exons: 1
Coding region: 1-480 (159 amino acids)
Biological process (GO): proton transmembrane transport
Cellular component (GO): proton-transporting V-type ATPase, V0 domain
Molecular function (GO): proton-transporting ATPase activity, rotational mechanism
Source: RefSeq, a predicted model, not a curated record
AUGUCGACGAGCGAUGAAGUCGCGCCGUUCUUUGGGUUCAUGGGCGCGACGAGCGCGCUCGUGUUCAGUUGCAUGGGCGCGGCGUACGGCACGGCGAAGUCCGGCGUCGGCAUCGCGUCCAUGGGGGUGAUGCGGCCGGAGUUGGUGAUGAAAUCCAUCGUCCCGGUGGUCAUGGCGGGCGUGCUCGGGAUAUACGGGUUGAUCAUCGCGGUGGUGAUCAGCACGAACAUCGACGCGUCGUCGUACACGCUGUUCCAGGGAUACGCGCAUCUCGGCUCUGGGUUGGCGUGCGGCCUGAGCGGACUGUCGGCGGGGAUGUGCAUCGGGAUCGUGGGCGACGCGGGCGUCAGGGCGAACGCGCAACAGCCGAAAUUGUUCGUCGGGGUGAUUUUGAUUUUGAUCUUCGCCGAGGCGUUGGCGCUGUACGGCAUGAUCGUCGGGAUCAUUCUGUCGUCCGCCGCGAGCGCGGCGACGUCGUAG